Molecule: messenger RNA, 1638 nt
Organism: Fusarium sp. VM40
Lineage: Eukaryota; Fungi; Ascomycota; Sordariomycetes; Hypocreales; Nectriaceae
Source: the annotation of a GenBank genome assembly
AUGGAGGACAAACUCGAUGCACAUACCCACGAUGAAGGUGGGGAGAAAUUUACCGAAGUGAACGAAACGAAACUCGUCUCGGGCAAUGAAGCAUUCGCCAAAGCCCUGAUCGAAGAUCCACCAUCGGCCUGGAGUAAGGGGCAAAUACUCAUCUAUUGCUUCUCUUUCGUCGGCUUUCUGUGCAGUACGAUGAACGGCUACGAUGGGAGUUUGAUCAACAAUCUCUUGCAAAACCCCUGGUUUCGCGAGAAAUACGGCGUUGAGAGCAGUGGCAUCUGGGCGGGCAUCGUUUCGGCCAUGUACCAGAUCGGAGGCGUUGUUGCGUUGCCUUUCGUGGGUCCCGUACUCGACGGUUACGGUCGUAGGAUGGGAAUGCUAUCUGGCUCUCUGCUUAUCGUUGUUGGAACCAUCAUCCAAGGUCUCUCCCAUUCUUCUGGCCAGUUCAUGGGAGGUCGCUUCCUUCUUGGAUUCGGCGUGUCACUUGCAGCCUCUGCGGGACCCAUGUACGUGAUUGAGAUGAAUCAUCCUGUUUAUCGAGGUCGCGUUGGAGCCAUGUACAACACUUUAUGGUUCUCGGGAGCCAUCAUCGCCGCCGGAUCCGCUCGAGCUGGACUCAACACAGGAGGAGACUACUCGUGGCGGCUAAUUACCUGGUUGCAAGCCCUUUGCUCCAGCUUGAUCGUCAUCUUCAGUUUUCUUAUUCCCGAGUCCCCACGAUGGCUAUACGUCCACAACAAGAGGGAGGCUGCAGAGGCUGUUCUCACGCGAUAUCAUGGCCAGGGAAAUCGAGAUUCGCCUUGGGUCAAGCUUCAGAUUGCUGAGUACGAGGAGGCGUUGAACCUGGACGGCAGUGAUAAGCGUUGGUGGGACUACCGCGCUCUUUUCUGUGAUAGACCCGCGGUCUACCGUCUUUGUUGCAACCUGGCCAUCUCUAUCUUCAGUCAGUGGGCUGGAAAUGCCGUGCUUUCUUAUUUCCUCGGCGCGGUACUCGAGACGGCCGGUUAUACUGGAACCAUUGAGCAGGCCAACAUCACCUUGCUCAAUUACUGCCAACAGUUCGUCUGGGCUGUCCUCGGUGCCUGUCUUGUUGACAAGAUCGGUCGUCGUCCUCUGCUACUGUUCUCGUUUUCUGCGUGCACAGUUGUAUGGUUGGGCAUGACCAUCGCCUCGUCCGAAUUUGCCAAGUCUUAUGUAGGUCUUGAUGGCGAUGGAAAGGCAAUCUACUCCAACGCUACGGCAUCCAAGGCAUCAUUAGCCAUGGUCUUCAUUUUCGGUGCAGUAUUCUCAUUUGGAAUCACACCUCUCCAGGCUCUUUACCCAGUCGAAGUUCUAUCUUUCGAGAUGCGCGCCAAAGGAAUGGCAUUUUCCAACCUUGCUGUAAACGCUGCUGGUUUGUUGAACCAAUUUGCUUGGCCCGUUGCCAUGCAAAAGAUUGGCUGGAAGACAUAUAUCAUCUUUACUGUCUGGGAUCUCAUCCAAGUUGUUCUGAUUUAUGUUUUCAUCCCCGAGACCAAGGGUCGAACACUAGAGGAACUUGAUGAAAUCUUCGAGGCUAAAAGCCCAGUCAAGAUGUCUACGCAGAAGAAAAGGGUUGCCCUUGACAGUGAAGGCGCCGUGGUCAAGGUUGAGAAGGUCUAG